AAUUGAUUGCAGCAGCUAUUAGCAGUGAACAUGGCCACCUUGUGGCCAUUUUGCGCAUGCGUCAGAGGAUCAUUUGGCCAACUCCUACAGAAGGAAUAAAUGAUUGUUGUCAUGUUCCGGCUUGGGAGCUUUUGGGAUGCAGAGAUGAGGACCCAAUAGCAGGUAAAAAGCCAUUUAUUGUUGAGACUAUGCAGCAGACCAACUCACUAGCAUGUUCAACAGAGAAAACAUCAAUGACCCAACAAAGAAAGGAGCGCGCACCUGAACCAAAUAGGCAUCACAAAUUAUGAGAAACGGGUGCGGGAGAUAAUGGACAUCAACUGAAAACACAACAGAGCAACACAGGAAGUGAAUACAAAACAAGGGCAUGAACGAGGAACUGAGGAAAACUUGGAGCCCGAUCGGGUGAAGCCCGAGGUCAAACUAUUUGUUGGCAAAUUCAGGUUCAACAUCUCAUGUUUUUGUGAAUUAUGAUAUUUUGUUGUUGUUGACAUGUGCUGGCAAUUUGCUCCACAUGUGCAGGAAUAUUGUUGACAAAUGGUGUGAAAUUAUUGUACGUUUUUUUAUACACGUAACAGUCACUUGGCGUGCGCGCGCUUUUAUUUUGAAUUUCUUCCAAACCCCGCCGACAGCAGCAGUCCAGUCAGUCCGCAGUCGCAGCAGCGGUGCGCUUUCGUCACUGGGCUCCCUCUGUAGGGCAAAGCUGACUUAGUAAUGCUAGCCUAGCAUCAACGCUCGUGCUAAACAUGACAAUAUGGUGCGUCUAUCACUAUAAUAGAGUGGGUUGUGUAGGGGCAGUGGGAGCGCCGUCUGGUGUCAGGCGGGUGCAUGAGUGGAUUUAUGGCCCGCAGCUGUUGAGCGGCUGUCAGACGCGUGCAAGCCAGGAUCUCCACCGCUGCUUCUGCUGCUUCUGCUGCUUCUGCUGCUUCUGGUCCACACACUGUUUCAUAGAAAGGAGCGCCGCUGAGCAAAAACUAUGGCGGCGGAGCAGUACACCAGUACCACCACAGAGGGCAGCAAUGUGCCAAGACCGGUGCCUGAGCACGUCUACAAGAUUGGCAUCUACGGCUGGAGGAAACGCUGCCUCUACCUCUUCGUGCUGCUACUUAUUGUCAUCCUGGUGGUCAACCUGGCUCUCACCAUCUGGAUCUUCAGGGUCAUGUGGUUCAACUCGGAAGGGAUGGGCCUCCUGCAAGUCCACUCUGACGGCGUCAAGCUGGAAGACGGCGAAUCCGAGUUCCUGCUGCCCCUCUACGCCGAGGAGAUCCACUCCAGACAAGAUUCUCCUCUUCUUAUACACUCGGAAACAGAAAAUAUUUCCCUCAACGCCCGAGAUGAAAAUGGGAACGUGACAGGGAGAAUGUCUGUGGGUCCAAAACAGGCUGAGGGCCACACGGCGGACAUGAUCCUCAGCUCCCAAACUGGCGACAUGCUGUUCAGUGCGGACGGAAAGCAGGCCGUGAUUGGACCCGAUAAACUACGCAUCACAGGUCUCGAAGGAGCUUUGUUCCAGCAUUCAGUGGAGGUUCCUCUACUCAAGUCCGAACUCCUGAAAGACCUGAGGUUGGAGUCUCCCACUCGCUCGCUCACGAUGGACGCUCCAAAAGGAGUUCACCUCAAAGCCUUGGCGGGAAACAUUGAAGCCGCAUCCAACAUGGACGUUGUCCUGCAGUCCAGUGUUGGACUGUUGGUGCUGGAUGCAGAGACGGUGCGCAUGCCCAGUCUGCCCCAAAGCCAAGGCGGAGUUUCGGGCAACGCUCAGGGUCUCUACGAGGUCUGCGUCUGUCCCAGCGGGAAACUCUUCCUUUCCAAGGCGGGCGUCACUUCCACUUGCAGCGACAACCAGGAAUGCUAACAUUUCAUUUGUUGUUUUAUGAAAUGCUCGAGUGUGAGUGGACCUCCUACCAGCAGGGGGGGGGGGGGGCAUCUUGCUGGAGGACAUCAUGUUGUCAUGGCUGGGCAAUGAGGAGCUGCUGUAACAGCUUACAUCCUAUGCAAUAUGUCUUGUGGUGCAAUACGUAAUACGUCAAAGCCACACAAAAAUAUGACACAAGAAUCAUUUCUUAUGUAUGUUUGUUAUUUUGCUUGGAAAACGAGAAAUGUAUUAACCUUUAACCCUUCGAUGCACGAGUGACUGGACCCUCCACUCUUCCAUAAGUGGAUCAAAAAUCACCCAUACUAGAAUCAAUGCCUUUUUAGGACAAUUUGGCCAUUUUGGUUAGGAAUAAUCACUUGUAUGAUAUUUAGUAUUAUAUUUAGGACCACACAAGAAUGAUUUCAUGUUAGAAACAUCUUCAUUUUUCACUUUUUUACAUCUUUGAAAAAGAAAAUGACCCCGUACAACAAUAGAAAAUGGGAGGAUCCAUUGUGUGUUGCAUAAAGGGAAGUUAAAAAUGUCAAUGGCAUGAUAUCAAAAUCAGGUUUUUUGAGGAAUACCUGGAAUAUGAAAUGAUAAAAAAUUUUUAAUUCCAAAAUAUUUCAAGAAAACAACCUGACCGGGUCAUUUUUGACCCACUUAUGCAUCUAAGGGUUAAUAUGAGACAAUACUGGAUAUUAGACCAGCCUUGUUUUUUUAUUUAAAACACAUUUUUCUUAUAUUGGCGUCAAUGCAGUAACACCGCUUUUGUGUUGUGAAUAUUAUAUUUUUUCCAAAGGCACAUGUUAUUAUUUUUAAUGUAAAUUGAUUUAAAAAAAAAUCGAAUUUGACGAUGCAGGGUUACCUAAUGUUGAUAUCAUGUUUUUUUUUUAAAUCAGUGGGGUGUCUAUGUGUGUUAUUACGGUAUUUUAUUUAUCAAGCUUUUGUGCAUCGCACUGUAAAAAAAAUGA
Doryrhamphus excisus (bluestripe pipefish) is the source of this 2826-nucleotide messenger RNA. Lineage: Eukaryota; Metazoa; Chordata; Actinopteri; Syngnathiformes; Syngnathidae. The record is from RefSeq and is a predicted model, not a curated record.